CCAUUGUUGUCUCUCUUUUUCUCUCUACCUAGUUGUCGUCUCCUUCACUCUCUUAACCAAGCUGAUAUACGUAUAAAUAGUCCAAAGUUGCUAACAAAACUACCCAUUCGGUCCACUGCUAAUGCUAGCUAGCUACCCUCAUCCCAUUGCCUUUGAAUUAUUUGAAAACAGGAAAGAUCCUAAUGGAGCUUCAACUUGAGCUAGCGCUUUGUGUAUCAGAUCCCACCAGAGGUUUCGACCUGAACAGGGCUGCGUGUGAUGGAAAAGAUGUGUUUGGUUCAGAUCCAAGGAGCUGUCUGCGUGCAGAAAGUACAAGCCAUGGUAGACACAAGCGUGGAUAUGAAGAUGCUUUCUUUAAGAGCAAAGACUCGUUUAAAGAGCUGUCUUUGCUGCUGUGGAGCGGUCACCCAAACAAGGAAGACGAUGACUGGAAGGACACCAACCAGAGAAGCUCUUGUGCUCUACACAUCAGAAAUGCUGAAGAGGAGAACAAAGUUAUGGGUUGGCCGCCCAUUAAAUCAUGGAGGAAAAAGUACCUUCAUGAACUGCAACAGGAUGGCUUUGGUUCUGAUCAGAUACCAAAUCACUAUUGGAUGGAAGAGGAUGAAGAUGAUGAAAUUGUUUUUAACCCAAAAUAUGUGAAGGUGAAGAUGGAAGGGGUGCCAAUAGCAAGGAAGAUUGAUGUGGGGCUGUAUAGCUCUUAUCAGACGCUGAAAACUGCCUUGAUCCACAUGUUUUCCGAUUCUUGCUAUCAAAAGUGUGGGAGCAGUAAUGCCAACUUAACUCUCACCUAUCAGAACAAAGAAGGAGAUUGGCUGCUUGCAGGAGAUCUUCCAUGGCAGACGUUUCUUGAGUCAGUACAGUGCAUGAAGAUCAUAAGAAGACAACCAUCAAACUAAUGGAAGAAAUCCUCAUGUGAUUGCUGCUUGUAAGUUUAUUAUGUUGCUUGUAUGAUAGUAUUUUGAGACCCAUCUGCAAAAGUUAAUCAAAUGGGUGAGAUUUUGGAUGUCACUCCAAGAUUAUCAUUUGAUUGGCCAAUUUCAAUGGUUAACAUUAUGCCAUCUAUAUGUAUCCUGUUCCGCUCAAUAAAUAAUUAAUGAAAUCGAGAUCGAGAUGUUGGUGCCUAA
Molecule: messenger RNA, 1127 nt
Organism: Cucurbita pepo subsp. pepo (vegetable marrow)
Lineage: Eukaryota; Viridiplantae; Streptophyta; Magnoliopsida; Cucurbitales; Cucurbitaceae
Gene: IAA29
Product: indole-3-acetic acid inducible 29
Biological process (GO): regulation of DNA-templated transcription
Cellular component (GO): nucleus
Source: RefSeq, a predicted model, not a curated record